Molecule: messenger RNA, 2343 nt
Organism: Brienomyrus brachyistius
Lineage: Eukaryota; Metazoa; Chordata; Actinopteri; Osteoglossiformes; Mormyridae
Product: E3 SUMO-protein ligase ZBED1-like
Exons: 2
Coding region: 173-2074 (633 amino acids)
Molecular function (GO): protein dimerization activity; DNA binding
Source: RefSeq, a predicted model, not a curated record
GGGUGAGAGAAAAAAUCGAUGCAUCGAUGCAUCUUUUUUCUUUCUCUAACGAUUCAAAAUCGAUUCUCAAAUAUUCAGAAUCGAUUCUGUGUUAUAUCAAAUUGCGACUGCGCGCUGGAAACAUAAACAUUACAACGCUCGCCUCUUACAUAUGCUGCUCUUCAUUUGAACAAUGGACAAACUACAUCCUGCACCAUCAAAUUUAAAAUCGACUGUAUGGCAACAUUUUGGAUUUUGUGAAGACAAAGAGAAAGGGGUCGUUGAUAAAAGUCAUACUGUGUGCAAAGUCUGUCGCGCCAAAUUUAAGUAUUUCGGGAACACUACUAAUAUGAAGAAACAUAUAACACGGUUCCACUCAGAGCUGCAGGAACGGACUUCGGUCCCGAUCGCGUCCAGCGCCGGUUUCACUCAAAGGACCCUCGAGCAAGUAGCAAAGCUUCCAUCCAAUUCUGAAAAAGCCAAGCGAAUUACACGGUCAGUGGCGGGUUUCAUUGCCAAAGAUUUGCGUCCUUACUGUGUAGUGGAGAACGAAGGAUUUCGCUCAAUGUUACAGGUGCUUGAGCCAAGAUAUAGUGUGCCGUCACGACGUUAUUUCAGUGACACUGCAAUACCCGCACUCUACAGGGAGACUAAAGCUCAAAUUUUAGAAUCAAUAAGUAAUACGUACAGGAUUGCAAUAACAUGCGAUGCAUGGACAUCAAUUUCAACAGACUCGUAUGUCACCAUUACGGCUCUCUACAUCACGGAUGAGUUUAAGCUCACGGCUUGUGUUCUGCAAACGCGGGCUAUGAAUGAAAGCCACACAGGCACAAAUGUUGCUGAACUUUUGCAAAGUGUUGCAAACGAAUGGAAAAUUGCAAACAAAAACUUAGUUUUGGUGACUGACAAUGCCUCUAAUAUGGCUAUUGCAGCACAGCUUAGCAAGUUCCCACAUGUGAGAUGUUACGCACACACACUUAAUUUGGCCUCUCAGCGAGCGCUAAAGUUGCCGGCAGUUUCAAGGCUGUUAGGGAGAGUGAGGCGCAUUGUAACGUUUUUCCAUCGCAGCACAACUGCAAAGCAUCAGUUGGAGGAGAAACAAAAACAGCUUAAUCUGCCAUCUCAUAAACUAAAAUCUGAUGUCAUCACUAGAUGGAACAGCGCAUAUGAGAUGCUUGAACGAUUCAUUGAGCAACAACCGGCUGUCUGCGCUGCGUUACUGUCACCUGAGGUGAGAAAAGGAGCGUCUGAAAUCUUCAGUCUUACAGAGUCAGAUAUUUCAUGUGCUGAAGAUGUUGUAAACGCCCUCAAGCCUAUGAAAGAUGCCACCCUUCUAAUGUCAGAGGAGAGCAGCCCCACAGCAUGUUUGAUUGCUCCAUUGCAUGCUAAGUUGAUCCAGGACAUGAAAGAAAACACUGAGGAAAAAACAGUGAUCAGGGAGAUAAAGAGGGUCAUCAGUGAGGACCUCAGCAGAAGGUACACCACUGUGCAGGAGACCAAUCUUCUUCACAAAUGUGCUUCUCUGGACCCGCGCUUUAAGGCACUGCCCUUUCUUUCCAAAGAAAAGAGAGAAGAAGCGUACAAAACAGUGACUACUGAAGCUUCAUCAUUGCAAGAGGAAGAUAAGGCAAAAGAGCAGGAAAAUCCAGAAGACAGCACAGUGACAGAAGCCAGCAACUCAGUGAGCCCACAGCCUAAAGUCGCAGAGAAUCAGGAUGACCGUCCUUCUACUUCAACAGGAAGAGCUUCAUCUUUGCUUCAGUGUCUGCUGGGACAGACCUUCUCUGAUGCUUCUGUUACACCACAUCAUCAGUCAGCCCAUGCCAUAGCUGAAGAGGAGAUGACCAGAUAUCUGGGUUCUCCACCACUCUCUCUAUCUGAGGACCCCCUCAACUGGUGGCAUGUAAACAAGGUGUCGUUUCCUUUGCUCUCCAAAAUGGCAAAGAGGUAUUUAUGCAUUCCUGCAACCAGUGUCUCUGCAGAGAGAGUCUUUUCCACUGCAGGAGAUAUUGUUACGGCCCAGCGAAGCACACUUACUCCUGAACAUGUGGACCAACUGCUCUUCCUUCACAAAAAUUUGAACUUGGCAAUAUAAUUACAAUACAUAAACUAUGGUGAGAUGUUAGAUAUUUAAGUUAUUUAAUUUGUACCUUGAUAUUUUUUUGCAGUAUGAUUGAAAGAUAAUUCAUUGCAGCUCUGAAGAUAAUUCUAAAGGUUCUAAACAAAAAUAAAUAAGACAUUCCUUCCUUUGUUAAAAGGUUCUAAACAAACUGAAAACAACACAUUUGUUGAUUUGUUGUUACAAUUGUUCUUAGUAAUUGUUCAUCCUGAUAUAAUUUUGUUAAAAUAAAAGCUAUAAAAGUC